AUGUUACACCUAGAUUGUAAAGGUGAAACCAGAUGUCCGUGUGAGAAUUGUGAUAAUCGUUACUUCAUGAAUCUGAAAGCAAUGAGACGUCAUGUUCGUAUAUAUGGUUUCACUCAACCAUACAAAACACGGAUAUAUCACGGUGAACCUUUAAUCCCUCCAGUUGUAGAUGUCGUAUCGCCAAGCAACGAGAUGGUUGAUGUUUUUGAUGAUGUUAUAUGGGAGUCGAGAGAAAAUGAUACAAACCUCGAUGAAGGAACCUCGAAUACAGGGGGUAGUGGUGUCUAUGAUGAUUUUGAAGAGUUGUUAGAGUCCGUCGAAACCAAGUUAUAUCCUGGUUGUACGUUUUCAUUCCUUGAUUUUUUAGAAAAGCCGAUGCAUAUGAAGGUCAGCAACAAAUGGACUGAUAGUUCAUCUGAUCAACUCCUUGAGUUGUUGCAUUCGGCAUUUCCACCAGACAACAAGGUUCCCCGUUCAUAUUAUUUAGCAAAAAAGAAACUAAAGAAGUUAGGUUUGGGGUAUGAGUCAAUUCAUGUGUGCAAAAACGAUUGUUUUCUCUUCUGGAAGGAACACAAGUCAUUGCAAGUUUGUCCCGUUUGUAAAGAGACUCGGUGGAUUGAUAAAAACACCAAGGGCGUAAGCAUUAAAGACGCAGUGACAAACACAUUCUUCACGUUCAAAGCUACAUUGUUAUGGACAAUAAACGAAUUUCCAACACGUAGUAGUUUAUCGGGCUGGAGCGGACAAGGGUAUAGAGCAUGCCCGACUUGUAAUGAAGACACUCCUUCGUAUCGUACAGUAAAUAAAGUCGUUUAUAUCAGUCAUCGUUGGUUCUUAGAUGUUGAUGAUCCAUUAAGGAUGGGUUUGAAAUUUAAUGGGCAACCAGAGACAAGACCCGCUCCAAGACACUUUACUAAUGAAGACAUACAAGAGCAACUAGGUCGUCUAAUACUUCGUAAACCAGCUAAACAUCCUAACAUUCUUAAAGAAAACAUGGAUCGGCAAGGAUUCGAGUUGAACUGGUCGAAACGUAGCAUAUUUUCCGAGCUCGAGUAUUGGUCUUCUCUGCAGCUGAAGCACAACAUAGAUUUGACGCAUGUCGAGAAACAUGUGGGUGAGAGUCUUUUGGGUACUUCUAUGAUGAAUGAUAAGAGUAAAGACACAUCAAAUACACGUGUGGACUUGAAAAAUCUGAAUAUCCGGCGUAAUCAAUGGUUGCAAAAUAAGGGUAACAAGUUCACUAGACCACAUGCAAGCUACUCAUUCAAGAAACCUGACCGCAAAAUCUUUUGUCAAUUUAUAAGAGAUGCUAAAUUUCCUGGUGGGUUUGGAUCUAACAUCAGUAAGAAAGUGGUAGAUAAUGAUACUAACAUUAUUGAGUUGAAAUCUCAUGACUAUCACAUUCUUAUGCAACGUUUAUACCGAUUGGAGUUAGAGCGUUAUUAG
Messenger RNA from Lactuca sativa (garden lettuce), 1446 nucleotides. RefSeq lists its product as uncharacterized. NCBI's taxonomy places the organism in Eukaryota, Viridiplantae, Streptophyta, Magnoliopsida, Asterales, Asteraceae. The record is from RefSeq and is a predicted model, not a curated record.